AUGGACGUCGCCCAAGCAGUAUCAGGGUACAUCAAUAAGGUGGUUACGACGAGCGAUACGUCGUCUGCCAAGAUGAAAAUUCUCUUACUCGAUAGAGAAACAGUCUCUAUCGUCUCGACUGCGGUCACACAGUCUUCUCUUCUCAACCAUGAGGUCUAUCUCAUCGACCGUCUGGACAAUGCUGCGCGUGAGAAGAUGCGACACCUACGAUGUCUAUCAUUUGUGCGGCCAUCGCCGGAAUCAAUUCAGCUACUCAUAGAUGAGCUUCGUGAUCCCAAAUAUGGCGAGUAUCACUUGUACUUCACAAAUGUUGUCAAGAAGUCGUCCUUGGAACGCUUGGCUGAGGCUGAUGACCACGAGGUGGUCAAACUGGUGCAAGAGCACUUUGCUGAUUACAAUGUCAUCAACCCUGAUCUCUUUUCUUUCAGUUUUACCCUUCCGCAACAGAGAAUCUGGGCAGGGAGUCCUGAUACAUGGAAUCCCGACUCUUUACAGCGAUGCUCAGAGGGCUUGGUUGCCGUAUUACUCUCACUCAAGAAAAAGCCCCUCAUUAGAUAUCAGAAGACAAGCCCCCUGGCGAAGAAGCUCGCGUCAGAGGUCCGGUACUUGAUGACCCAAGAGGAUUCACUGUUUGACUUCCGAAAAGUUGAUACUCCUCCCAUUCUGCUUGUGUUGGAUCGCCGGGAAGAUCCGGUGACGCCACUGCUCACACAGUGGACAUAUCAGGCCAUGGUUCACCAUCUCUUGGGUAUUCAGAAUGGGCGUGUCGAUCUAAGCGAUGUUCCAGAUAUUAGCCCAGAGCAAAAGGAGAUCGUUCUAUCACAGGACCAGGACCCAUUCUUCAAAAAGAACAUGUUUCUGAACUUUGGCGACCUUGGAGGCAACAUCAAGGAAUACGUUGGCCAAUUCCAGUCGAAAACCAAGAACAAUGAGAACAUCGAGUCAAUAUCGGAUAUGAAGCGAUUUAUUGAAGAAUAUCCAGAAUUCAGAAAACUCUCCGGCAACGUCAGCAAACAUGUUACCCUGGUAUCAGAACUUAGCAGGCGUGUAGCUGCCGAUAACCUCCUAGAGAAUAUUCAGCGACUCAUUCAAUCACCGAACGUCACACCAGAAAGUAAGGUUGGCCUUGUGGCUUUGUAUGCUCUCCGCUAUCAUAAACAUCCUUCCAACACUUUGCCCAUGCUUCAGGACCUCCUCGUCGCUGCCGGAAACGUAUCUCCGCGAGAGGCGGAUUUGGUCAGCAAGGUGACGGCGUAUCACAACUCCCUUCAAGCGUCACAGUCUCAGGGCGGAAUUUCAGAAAUCUUCGAAUCGGCUGGCAUUUUCUCCGGUACUGGCAGCCGCUUCAAGGGCCUGAAGGGAGUAGAAAACGUCUAUACACAACACAGCCCAUUGUUGGAGACUACCCUCCAGAACUUGAUCAAAGGGCGACUCAAGGAUCAGCAAUACCCCUUCGUCGAAGGUGGUGGCACGACCAAGGACAAACCUCAGGAUAUAAUAGUAUUCAUCGUCGGGGGUGCGACUUAUGAGGAAGCCAAGAUGAUUGCGGAAUUGAACGCGUCGAGUCCGGGCGUCAGAGUAGUUUUAGGAGGGACAAUAAUUCACAACUCGGCGACAUUCUUAGAAGAGGUGGAUGAUGCUGUCAGUUCAUGGCCAGAGAGCCGUGGUAGGAGGUAG
Molecule: messenger RNA, 1677 nt
Organism: Fusarium fujikuroi IMI 58289
Lineage: Eukaryota; Fungi; Ascomycota; Sordariomycetes; Hypocreales; Nectriaceae
Product: probable vacuolar protein sorting protein VpsB
Exons: 2
Coding region: 1-1677 (558 amino acids)
Biological process (GO): intracellular protein transport; vesicle-mediated transport
Cellular component (GO): Golgi membrane
Source: RefSeq, a predicted model, not a curated record